Molecule: messenger RNA, 4967 nt
Organism: Lampris incognitus (smalleye Pacific opah)
Lineage: Eukaryota; Metazoa; Chordata; Actinopteri; Lampriformes; Lampridae
Product: protocadherin-1-like
Exons: 2
Coding region: 124-3189 (1021 amino acids)
Biological process (GO): homophilic cell-cell adhesion
Cellular component (GO): plasma membrane
Molecular function (GO): calcium ion binding
Source: RefSeq, a predicted model, not a curated record
UUAAAAGGUUUUUUGGCACCGGCUGGACGCUGUAGGGAGGAUGAGCGAGUGAGGAGGUUGACUAAUCUGGUUUGUUUGUUAUGUGUCUCUUUCAGAACGCUGCUGGGCGGGCCGAACUGAAGGAUGGCGUUUUGGUGGGAGGUGAAUCUGGUUCUUCUCAUAGUCCUGCUGCUCUGCUGUGGCGCUGCCGCUGCGCCCUCUGACAUCCUGUACCGGGUGCCGGAGGAGCAGCCCCCCAACACCCUGAUUGGCAGCCUGGCGGCAGACCAAGGCCUACCCGACACAGGUCACCUCUACAAGCUGGAGGUGGGCUCACCUUACCUGAGGGUGGAUGGCAAGACAGGAGACAUUUACACCACAGAGAUCCCCAUUGACCGCGAGACCCUGAGGGAUUGCCGCAACUUGUUCGAAGGCGACAAGUGCUUCCUGGAGUUUGAGGUCUCCAUCACUGACAUGAUCAAAGGCAUCGGGACGGGACCGCGGCUGAUUGAGGGACGGAUCGAGGUGCUGGACAUAAAUGACAACACGCCCCAGUUCGCCUCCCCCAUCCUCACCCUCUCUAUCCCGGAAAACACGCACAUCGGCGCCCUCUUCUCCAUCCCCAUGGCUAACGAUAAAGACUCCGGGAUCAACGGUGUGGCAGAGUACUCGCUCAGCGCUGGGCCUGACGCUGACCAGCUCUUUAGCCUGCAGGUCACCGUGGAUACGGACGAGAAGCUGCCACAGCUGGUUGUCAUGGGCAACCUUGACCGCGAGUUGAAGGACUCAUAUGAUCUGAACAUCCGUGUGGUGGACGGGGGGAAGCCACAGAGGGUGAGCAGCGCCCUGCUCCGGGUCACCGUCACCGACCAGAAUGACAACGCUCCAAAGUUUGAGAGGAACCACUAUGAGGCAGAGCUUCCAGAGAACAGCCCCAUGGGACACUCUGUGCUGCAGGUCAGAGCCAAUGAUGCUGACACAGGCACCAACGGUGAGAUCGACUACAGCCUUCAUCAGGCGUCUGAGACCGUGCAGAGGCUGCUUCGAAUUGACCGCUCAACGGGCAUCAUCUACGUCAAGGGCCUGGUGGACCGUGAGGAGGAGAACUUCCUCAAGUUCUUUGUUGUGGCCAAGGACCGUGGCCCCAACGCCAAGAGUUCCAAGGUCCUGGUGACCAUCAAUGUCAGGGACCAGAAUGACAAUGCCCCAGCCAUUGAAAUCCGUGGCAUUGGCCUGGUGACUCACCAGGACGGUGUGGCGAACAUCUCUGAAGACAUGCCCAUUGGCACACCCGUGGCGCUGGUCCAAGUAUCUGAUCGCGAUGAAGGUGAGAAUGCGGUGGUGACAUGUGUUGUGGCCGGCGAUGUCCCGUUUCAGCUGCGACCCGCAAGCGAAUCAGCCAAUGACCGUAAGAGAAAGUACUUCCUGCAGACCACCACCCUACUGGACUAUGAGCGCAUCAAGGAUUACAGGAUUGAGAUCGUUGCCGUGGAUUCUGGGAACCCAGCCCUGUCCAGCACCAACUCCCUCAAAGUCCAGGUCACGGACAUGAAUGACAACAUACCGAGCUUCUCGCCGUCCAUGCUGGAGGUGGAUUUUGCUGAGGGAAAUCAGCCAGGUGACAAGGUGCUAGAUGUGACGGCCACAGAUGCAGAUAGCGGCACCAAUGCAGAGCUCGUCUACAGCAUCGUUGAACUCUCAGCCACCAAACUCUUUGAGAUCAAUGCUAACACUGGUGAGGUGCGUGUAAAGAACUUGCUGGAUCGUGAAGAUACUGAGCGGUACCAGUUCCAUGUGGCUGCUGCCGACAAGGGUGUCCCCAGCAAGACUGGUACUGCCACUGUGGUGGUCAAUGUUCUCGACCGCAAUGACAACGAUCCCAAAUUUAUGCUGAGUGGCUACAGCUUCUCUGUUGUUGAGAACAUGCCCCCCCUCAACCCUGUAGGUGUGGUAACCGUCACUGAUGCUGACAAAGGUGAGAAUGCCAGGGUAACACUUUACGUGGAACCUGACAACGGCAAGUUUGUCAUCCAGAAUGGCACAGGCACCAUCCUGUCCAGCAUCUCCUUUGACCGGGAGAAGGAGAGCACCUAUACCUUCCGUCUCAAGGCCGUGGAUGCCGGGGACCCGCCUCGCUCGUCGUAUGUGGGCGUCACCAUCAAUGUCCUGGAUGAAAAUGACAAUGCCCCAUAUGUCACCAAACCAGCCAACUCCACCUACAAGUACCUGCCACCUGUCACCAGCCCAGACACACGCGUAGAGGUGGUCGAGGCAGAAGAUAUGGACUCUGGACCAAAUGCAGAGCUGAUCUACAGCAUCACCGGUGGAAACCCAUAUGGUCUGUUUCACAUCUCUCCCAGCAGCGGGGAGAUCACGCUGGCGCAGGAGUUCACCCGCAAGCAUAAUGGCCUUCACCGCCUUGUGGUGCGAGUCAGCGAUAAGGGCAAGCCCCCUCGGCACACCAUCGCCCUGGUCCACAUCUUCGUCAAUGACACCAUUGGAAACAUCACCCUCAUAGAGUCCCUGGUGGGACACAGCCUCUACACCCCCCUGGACAGGGACAUUGCUGGUGACCCCAACUAUGCCCUUGCCCAGCGCAGCAACAUCCUCUAUGGAAGCUUGGCAGGGAUCGCUGGGGUCAUCCUGGUCAUCGUGGCAGUGGUGGUCAUAAGACAUCGGCUGCAGAAAGACACUAAGAGCGGCUAUCAGGCUGGCAAAAAGGAGAGCAAGGACCUGUAUGCCCCAAAGCAGGGGCCCAAAAAUGGGAAGGGCAAAAAGAGCAAAAAGGGGAAGGCUCCUAAACCGGCCAAGCCCCUGGAGGAAGACGAGGAGGCCAGUCUGCAGAAGGGCCUCAAGUUCAACCUCAUUAACGACAAUGUCAGCGAAAGCCCCCGAAUCCACCUGCCCCUGAAUUACCCCCCGGGGAGCCCUGAUCUGGGCAGACACUACCGCUCCAACUCCCCCCUGCCCUCCAUCCAGCUCCAACCCCAGUCCCCCUCUGCCUCCAAGAAGCAUCAGGCCGUGCAGGACCUUCCUGCCACCAACACCUUUGUGGGCACAGGAGACAACAACUCCACUGGCUCCGACCAGUAUUCGGAUUACAGCUACAAGGCCAACCCCCCCAAAUACAGCAGCAAACAGGUAGGAGACUACUUUGUAAACACGGCAGGGUACAACAGGAACAUCAUGUGGACCAACAGGGUGUGGUAGUCACAUGGGACUGGUUUAACACAGCAGAUGUGAUCCUACCAAAGCUGCACUGAUUUCCCUAUCUGUCCUGUGGCACAGCACCGCAUCACAGCUAGCAGCACCCACCCCACCAGUCGCCUUUUUGAACUUUUAUUUCCGUUUCAUCAUUUGGUUUCUUUUAUUCAUUGUUUUGUUCUCACCUUGAAAUGGACUUAACGCCAAGGAAAGGUUUCUAUAUGUUUUCUUUGAUUUGAUUUCUGUUACUAUCCACUUUACCAUGGUGAUUUAAAUGAAGGAGGUUCAGAUGUUUCCCUUUUUUUUUAAUUUAAGGUUGGUUUUUGUUUUGAAUUUAAAGGUUUUGGUUGGUGUGGAAUUCCAUACUCAAUUUUCAUUAGUUAUGAAUGUGUUUUGGAUGGAGUUGACAGGGUUUGGAAGUAGCCCGCCACCACAUGCGUGUGCACGGACACACACACACACACACACACACACACACACACACACACACACACACACACACACACACACACACACACACUCCAGUGGUAGCUGAAGUGUUAAAAUUAGCAUCUGUGAAUUCCUGAGUGUUUUACUGCAUCUUGGCCCGGGAACAGACUGAACUUUGAAACGCAAUUGAAGGUAAUUUAAGCUUGGUCACUGAGCCACGCAGGAGAAGUGGAAGAGGUCGGGGUGGGGGAUGAACUAUGAAGGAAAGGUACACUAAACAUGACUGUUUCUUCACCUCCGCCUUCACACCUGCUGUCAGACCGGGUGAAACAUGACUUCAUCACGCUGUCGUUAUUUGCUUAACUCAUGUUUUUGCACAAAUUAAUGGCAGGCAAUUCCAGGCGUGUGGUUCGCCUUUACCCAGAGUGCCUUGCUGUAUUUAAUGAACAUAUUGCGGGGGGGGGGGGAUUCACUUCCCAUCAUGAUGAGCUUCCAUGUCAAGUCAUGUGUGAGGUAUGUUAUUGUGACUGGGAAGCUGUGCGACUGCCGCCCUGUGAAAUAGGAGCGGGCGGGUGGGACGCGUGGUGUCGAGCGACGCUAACCUGUUUCUGGUAUUCAGGAGACAAUCAUCUGGGUAUGGAUUGAUAGUGUAAUUUGUACAUUUGUGAAAACUAGCAUUUUGUUUUUGUUUUUUUUUUUGUUACUGUUGUUGUGUUCCUUUUUUUUUUUUUUUUCUGUGUGCAACCAGGAAAGGUUUGUUGUUUUUCAGAGCUGAUUCACACAGUUGUCCUGCCUCGAAAGCAUGUGUGCACUAUCAGAAUAUGUCAUCUUGUACCAAAGAUCUCUCUCUCUCUCUCACACACACACACACACACACAAGCACACACAUGCACAUGCAGAAUUGCAGACGCAAUCACAUGCACAUAAAAUACAUUCACGCACACGCUGUCAUGUAUUUACCAUAUGUUAUUCUGUAUAAAGUUGCAUAUUAGACAUUAUUUCCAUCAGUCUGAUGGUUCCUGAUGUGUCCAGCUAGCUUGACCUCAGCGUUAUUGUGCUGGGUUGAUGUUUAGCCUGUUGAAGCUAGCAGUGGUUUUUGGACAAGGGUCAUUUAGCGUGCCCUGGGCGCAUUGUGGUUCACUGCUGUGAAUGUGACUGAUGCUUGAUUCAAAGCCAAUAUUCUCUCCAUCUUUUCUUAUCUGACAAAAAAAAACAACAUUUUAAUGGCUUCUGUCUUCAUUUGUUUUCCAUCCAUACUGGCAAAAUGAUGUAUUCUGGGGAAAAUGUUAAGUAUGUGUUUUUUCUACAGCUAAAUUCAACCUGAUUUCAAUAAACAUGUUGUUUGGAUGUUAAAA